AUGCUUCUCGUUACUGACUUGCCUAGUGUACUACCUCCCCCUCCUCCCCGCUAUACCAUUCCAGUUGCCUAUGCAGCUGGAGCGGCAAAUGGCAUGGCAGUACCGGUCGUUGAGACCAACAAUAUAAUCAGUCAUCCAGAAGGUGGUUGUUCAUUGCAGGCCGGAGAAGGAACAUACCGCCUGAAUGACGACCUACAUCUCGCGACCCCUCCACCUCACCCAUCCGAGGCCCCAAUCAUCAAUCCCAAUCCUCUUGCGACCGUUCCGACACCUCCAACAUCCGGCGUCAAAAUCUCCUUGAUCAGUCUCGGCCGGAACAAAACUCCCUCCUUCGCUCUGAAAGAGAAUGUGACGGCACCUGGGUUUGGAGAGGGAAACCCUGCACUUGUAUCCCCGGCUGUUAAGGAUGGACUGAAAAGGCGCAAACCGAAGAACAACAUCAUCAAGAGCAGCUCUUCGUUUGUUUCGCGGGUCAUCACCCAUGAGUCUUCCGCCAAAAGACUCAACGACAGAAAUCCGGACGGUUUUUUUGCGCUCGCCAACAUCAACCGUGCAUUUCAAUGGCUGGACCUCAGUUCUAAGCAGAAGGAGGAACCUCUCGCGAAGAUUCUUUUCACCAAGGCCCAUAUGUUAACACAUGAUGUUAACGAACUGACCAAAACGUCGUCACAUAUUGAUGUGGUCAUGGGAUCUUCAGCCGGCGACAUCAUCUGGUAUGAGCCUAUGUCACAGAAAUACGCUCGGAUCAAUAAAAAUGGCGCGGUGAACAACUCCCCCGUGACCCAUAUCAAAUGGAUUCCUGGAUCGGAAAACCUGUUCAUGGCCGCUCAUGCAAAUGGCCAACUGGUGGUCUACGACAAGGAAAAGGAGGAUGCUCCGUUUACGCCAGAGGUCAGCGAAGAGGCCAGGAAGCCGUCUGGACGAAAGCCGCUGCAGGUGUUGAAAUCUGUCAACUCAAGAAAUCAGAAGACGAAUCCAGUCGCCUUCUGGAGAGUAGCGAAUCAGAAGAUUUACCAUUUCGCAUUCUCGCCGGAUCAGAGACAUCUGGCUAUAGUUUUGGAAGACGGGUCCUUGCGAGUAAUGGACUAUUUGAAGGAAGAGGUAUUGGACGUCUUCCGUAGUUACUAUGGUGGAUUGAUCUGUGUCUGCUGGUCGCCCGAUGGCAAAUACAUUGUCACUGGUGGUCAAGAUGACCUAGUGACAAUAUGGUCACUGCCGGAGCGUAAGAUCGUUGCACGGUGCCAGGGUCACAACUCAUGGGUUUCUGCAGUAGCAUUUGACCCGUGGCGCUGCGAUGAGAGGACAUAUCGGUUUGGAAGUGUUGGCGAUGAUUGCCGGCUUCUCUUAUGGGAUUUCAGCGUCGGCAUGCUCCAUCGACCGAGGGCGCACCAAGCCAGUGCUCGUCAGCGGACGAGCAUGAUUGUGCCCAGUACGCAAAACGUCAACCGGCACCAAGGUGACAGCGGCGGUCAUCGGAUACGAUCCGAUUCUCAACAAACCGCAGACACUUAUGACAGUGUUGACCAAACGGUCCGUCACCCGGUCGAGCCCAGGGCACGAACUGCCCUGUUGCCACCUAUUAUGUCUAAAAUUGUCGGCGAGGACCCGAUCUGCUGGUUAGGGUUCCAGGAAAACAGCAUUAUGACAUCCUCUCUUGAAGGUCAUAUUCGCACUUGGGACCGUCCCCGAGAAGGCGUCAACGAGAGUCACAAUGCUCACUCCUCAUCCCCGGCCGUCAGUGCCAGUGCAUUCGGAUCUCGCACCGGGUCACAUCUCGCUGAUUCGGCCAGAGGAUCGUUGUGA
This is a messenger RNA of Aspergillus wentii DTO 134E9, 1803 nucleotides long. Its product is annotated as WD40 repeat domain-containing protein. Gene Ontology annotation, biological process: carbon catabolite repression of transcription. Gene Ontology annotation, molecular function: protein binding. Gene Ontology annotation, cellular component: cell division site; cell tip; nucleus. The coding region runs from base 1 to 1803 and encodes 600 amino acids. NCBI's taxonomy places the organism in Eukaryota, Fungi, Ascomycota, Eurotiomycetes, Eurotiales, Aspergillaceae. The transcript has 6 exons. The record is from RefSeq and is a predicted model, not a curated record.